Messenger RNA from Patella vulgata (common limpet), 4132 nucleotides. RefSeq names its product angiopoietin-related protein 5. The coding region runs from base 135 to 1130 and encodes 331 amino acids. The record is from RefSeq and is a predicted model, not a curated record. The transcript is spliced from 3 exons. Lineage: Eukaryota; Metazoa; Mollusca; Gastropoda; Patellidae.
UUCGCACCUCCAUUGAUAACUAUGUAAAGUUGUAACUGUUAAAUAUACUCUUUAACGCUUCUCAGAAAGGCAUGGUCCAAGAAUAAGUGUUGUUUAUACGAAACGUAGGCAAAAGUUAAUAUAACCUUGCUAGGAUGUGGACGCUGAUGUGGAUUACUAUUUUCCAUCUUAUAGUAAGCUCGGUUUCUAAGGAAUCGGUAUACAUUAAAACUCGGGUCAUUAAAGAAACGUGUGAUGGCAGUACACAUUUAUCCGAUGAUAUUGUUAGAAGUGAUCGCCAUUGCGGAGUAAAAUGUUCCUCAUCUUCAGAAUGUAGGCGAUAUCGUGUAUGCAAGGUGAAUAAUGUAAUGACAUGUUCUCUCUUUGUUGAUGGUUCAAAUUGUGUCACCGAUCUACCAGAAACAGAUUGUACGUGUUACCGGAAGAAAUAUACUUGUGACAACGGAAUGUGCGCGUGUCCUAUUGGUUAUUAUGGAAAUACAUGUGAAAAUAUAAUAACAGAUUGUUCCCAUGGUUUUAUCGUAGGCAUGUCGAACCUCGAACAAAAGAUAAGUUUCGUAAAACCGAGUUUGUCACCCGAACCUUUUGAAAUAAUAUGUCACUUUAACUGGGGUGGUAUGGCUCACACACUUGUAAGAGAUACCAAGUGCUCGACAGUAACCUUUAACCGCACAUGGGUGGAAUACCGCGAUGGAUUUGGUGAUGCGAGUGGCGAACAUUGGAUUGGUCUGACCAAGUUCUACCAAAUAAGUAUGGAGAGAUCAUUUCGACUUAAUGUUAUGGCAAUGUAUAGUAGCUCUGAUCAGUUGGCACAGGGUUAUUAUGACUCCUUUAGUAUUUCGGACUCCUCGGACGGUUUUAAACUACAUAUUUCUUCAUAUUUCCCACAUCCGGAUGAAACAUGCGGAGACGCAUGGACAACUUCUGUAAAUAUAAAUAACAUGCCUUUCUCAACGUACGACAACGAUCUGACAGCAGCUGGGUGUCCAACUACCAUGCAAGGUGGUGGUUGGUUUUCUACAACAGACCCACAAUGCACGCGUGGUAAUAUAUUUGGUAAAGUUGUUACUUGGGAUGCAGUUGUAACACAGCCUAUCCAUUUGUUUUAUUUAAGAUUGAUAGGUAGGUAAAAUAGUUUUGCCCGGAAUUUGUUCUUGUUGGAUUUUUUUAAAGGAAAAAAGAGAUAUAAUUUGGAAAGGGUCCCUAUAUGACACUAGUCGAAUAAUCUCAGCAAUUUUGUAAAAAUAAAUCUCAAAAAACUCUUGACCUGUAGAGAGUGUAUCAAGUUUGGGUAUCAAAGGUUAGUAACUCAUUGUGCGAUAAGUUGCCCCCCCCCCCCGUGUAUUUCGACAGGCUUCUUUCUUAGAACUCGCCAAACAAUCCCGGCAAGUUUGAAAACAAUCUCAAAAUCACUUGACGCAAUAUCCAUGCACAACGCUCAAUGUCGAUAGGUAUAGUGUAAUUAGUCACUCGACGUAAUAUCCACGCACAACUUUCAAUGUUGGUAGGUUGUUGUUUAUUACAGAUUUAACGUCCAAUACAAAAAAUAUGAUAUGAUGGACAGUUGAUAGGUGUGUGAAAUAGCUUUAUUUAGGUUUAAAAUACAGAUGUGACGUCAUCCUUUGAUGUUGGAGUACCAUUAUUUCAAAUAAUCGUACGGGCAAUGUGCCAAACGUAACUUGGUAAAAUAUUGAACUCGAGUGACGUAUUUCAUUGCAAAGCAAGUGUCUGUAUUUUAAGUUGUUUAAUGGUCUCGAGAUUAACACAUUGCGUAAUAUAUUGUAAAAACAUUCGGGCCUCACGGCCCUCAUGUUGUUACAAUAUAUUACUUAAUGUCUCGCUCUCGACCAUUAAACAAUACAUAACGCAGAGCCUCAUAUAGAGAGUCUGGCCAACCCGUGUUACAAUUGUUAUUGGUUAAUAGUAGUCACAUGACAUAUGGCCGCCAUUAUGUUACCCUCCUGAAAAGAAUCAUCUACAUAGUAAUCUAGAAUUUGACGUGCUUUUAAAUGACAUAAAUAGUCUGUUCUGUGGCCGUAAAAUGCCAUACAAGGCGCGGGCAAUGAAUUCAUAUGCACAGGUUCCCAAAAGAAUGCUGGAAGGCGCCGAUUGUGGGGAGUGGAAGUAAAAAGAAGUGGAUGGAAGCCUGGUAAAAAUUAUUUCUUGUGUGAUGUUAAUAGUCUAUCAUUCGAUUUUUUAAACGAUUCAAGCGACCGUAGAUUAAUAUUGUAGUUCGAAGAAGUUCCAAACCUAAUGACAUUCACGUCAUAUUUUUUUGUUUUUUUUUGUUUAUGAAUGAAUUUUCGAAGAUUUGCUAUGAACUUGAGAAUGACACUUUUGACAGUUUAAGUAAGCCUAAAUAUAGGCCUAGCCCAAAUAAGAGAAAACCCACGAGGUUGGGCAGGAGAUCCUACUCCUUGACAAGUAGAAUCUUUGGUUCGAAACAUCGCUACUUGACUCAAUGACAGCGCACGUGUUAGAUCACUCGACCACCCUGUUUCCAAUGAAACACAAAAAUGAUUUCUAAUUAAACAUUCAUUAUGCAAGAGCUAAAUCUGCCUAUUUCAGGUCUUUCUUUAGGCCUGAAAUGUUAUCUAAAUUAUUAAUUAGACAUUAAUUAACAUAUCCAGGCCAUAAUCAACUCUAGAUGAAAUUUUCACCAAAUUGCCUUUACAUUAUCUAGUUUUUAACUAUUAUAGUGAGAACUGCCAACUCGUUACCGAAUCUCCCAUAAUGUAUCUUUAACAAAAGGUGCAACUAUACCAUAAUAGGUUGUUUCUAAAUAACAAAGUUUCAUAAAGAUAUCUCCAGAAACGAAAUUGGGAUGGACAGAGCUCGUUUCAAUAUCUUUCCUUUACUACCUUCGGCGCGCUAUAAUAACAUACGAUAAAAAUAAAAUAAAAAAACUAGUUUCUAAUUUCAGAGGUAAUCAUUAUUUAAUCGGUAGUCAAACGAUUUGAUCAUUGCGGUGUGUUUAGUGUCAUUUUUUGUUUUAAAUUAGGAAACUAAAUCGGGAUGGAUGGGGCCCGUUUCAAUGUAACACCUUAAUUUCGUUCGACGCGGGAUAAUAACAUACGAUAAAAAUUAAAUAAAAAAUAAGUUUCUAAUUUCAAAGGUAAUCAUUAUUCGAUAGUUUCGGUUUAACCUGUAGUCAUUGGAUAUAUUGGAUUAUUGCGGUGUUUUUAAUGUUUAAAAAAUAAACAUUGUCAGUAAAAUUUACAUAUUGUAAUUAAUUGAUUUAUUGAAAUUAUUGUCUACCCCUACACUUGAGGAGGGGGUUGGAUGGCCGAAUGGUUAGCGUGUGUGUGUGUUGUAUCAUAAAGUCUGUCAUUGAGUCAACUGGCGGGGUUUCGAUUCCCCGGUUGUACGUGACAAUGAGUAGGGUCGCAUGUCCAACCUCGUGGGUUUUCUCCGGGUCCUCCGGUUUCCUCCCACUGCUAAAGACCCCUACGCACAAGCGAAUUAUUGAAAUAACAAAUUGAACCACGUGUUAGUCCCGAAAUGGCCCAGUCUGUGUCGAGAGAACGUUAAACCCCAUUUCUCUCUCUCUCCCUACACUUGAGGGAACAUAAAAUACAUUUGCCCAGAUCUAAGAUAUACAAAUCUGUCACACGCUGUACUGUGGUUCUAUCUGUGGUUCUAUUGGUAACAACAUGGCGCCCACGACGUCAGUUGUCCAGACUCUCUAUAUAUAAGGCUCUGGUAUAAUGUAAUUAGUAACACUUCUUGAUUUAUUUAUCAAUAAUUAUAUAUUGUUGUUAUUGUUGUUUACUAAUGGUAUAAAUACUAGAUGAAUCUAAUCGCUGAAUAAUAAACAAUUAUUGUGUCCUGUGUAGUUCUAGUUCAAUUCCUAGAUGCCAUUCGAACAGUGUAAAAAUAAUUACAAAAAAUAAAAUAAUAGAUUAUCUAAUAAAUGCUUGUGUACGUUUGCAUCUUAUAGAUAUUUAUUAUUAUUAUUAGUAUGUUGUAUAUUAAAGUUAAUGAGGCGUUAUGGAUAUUUAUUAUUAUUAUUAGUAUGUUGUAUAUUAAAGUUAAUGAGGUGUUAUGGAUAAUUAUUAUUAGUAAGUUGUAUAUUAAAGUUAAUGAGGCGUUAUGGAUAUUUAUUAUUAUUAUUAGUAUGUUGUAUAUUAAA